AUGAAUACGACUUCAAAGGAAGACGUCUUAUUGUCUGUCAUUCCCUUGUCCUGCCUACAGGACGAGCCAAUUCAUAUCAAAGUUUCAGGCUUAAAGCCAAACCAGGAUGUCACUCUUAAAGCCUCUAUGAUUGAAGACAGGGGUGUCCCCUACAUGUCUUAUGCACAUUACAGGGCUGAUGAAAAUGGCGCAGUUGAUGUCGACAAAAUGGAGUCUCUAGGGGGCCAAUAUGAGGGCAUUUUUCCGAUGGGCCUCAUUGGAAGUCUUGUCCCAGCUCCACCCCACUACAGAUACGUUCGUUUUAUCAAAAGAGUUGUAGAAAAGCCUCUUGCAGUAACUAUUAGCGUCCAUAAUGGACACCUUAGCGCUGAAAAGUUGUGUUCAUCAGAAGUAACAGAACCUCAUUCAUGCGUAGCUCACGAAAGGCAUUAUAUGGCGUCUGGAGUUCAGCGCAUUCCAGUUCAAUACGGAGAGGUCAGGGGGACUCUGUUUUUACCUCCCGAUUUAUAUUUGAUUUCUUUUGCAGGUGAUGGCCCAUUCCCAGCAGUAAUAGAUAUGUUUGGCACUUUAGGAGGCCUCAUUGAAUACAGGUCAGCUCAACUGGCCUCUCGUGGGAUUGCGUCAUUUGCUCUUGCUAUCUUCAAUUAUGAUGAUCUUCCUAAAGUUAUAAAAGAAUUUAAUAUCGCAUACUUUGAAGAAGCCGUUCAAUUUCUCCUACAACACGAGAAGGUGCUUGACUUUGGUAUAGGUGUUAUUGGCAAUAGCAAAGCAGGCGACUUGGCUGUGUCACUGGCUACGUUUAUCCCAUCUGUCGCUGCCUGUGUCGCUGUCAAUAACUUUAUUGCACCAGCCAGUUAUGGCAUGAGAGUUAAAGACCGUUUUUAUCCACCAUUCCACUAUGACGUAUCUCUUGGAAGAUUUACUGAUGAUGGAUAUGAGUGUGUUCAGUCUUGUAUCCCUGAGAAAAAGUUUUUGCAGAAGCUUAUGCUUCCUCUGGAGGAGAGUUCGACAGCAUUUCUCUUCAUCGUCUCUGCAGUUGACAGGGAUGUCAAUUCUGAAGUUCAAGCCCAAUCUGCCCGACAGCGUUUGUCUUCUCAUAAUUACAAACAAGACUAUAAAGUGGAGUCAUACCCAGGAGCAGGGCAUUUGUUCGAUCCGCCAUAUUCUCCACACUGCUUCGCCUCUUUCGAGCAUGGUAUUAUGUCAUCCGUCUGUUGGGGUGGCACUGCCAAAUUCCAAACAAUGGCUCAGGUAAAAGCUUGGAAAGAAAUACAGAGAUUUUUCUUGUUUCAUCUGAAGGAGAAAUGGCAAUUUAGUAGUGAUACAAAAUCGCCUACAAUGCCUUGGAAGAGUCAACUUUGA
This is a messenger RNA of Macrobrachium nipponense, 1362 nucleotides long. RefSeq names its product acyl-coenzyme A thioesterase 1-like. The transcript is spliced from 7 exons. Gene Ontology annotation, molecular function: fatty acyl-CoA hydrolase activity. Gene Ontology annotation, biological process: acyl-CoA metabolic process; fatty acid metabolic process. The coding region runs from base 1 to 1362 and encodes 453 amino acids. NCBI's taxonomy places the organism in Eukaryota, Metazoa, Arthropoda, Malacostraca, Decapoda, Palaemonidae. The record is from RefSeq and is a predicted model, not a curated record.